Molecule: messenger RNA, 600 nt
Organism: Eufriesea mexicana
Lineage: Eukaryota; Metazoa; Arthropoda; Insecta; Hymenoptera; Apidae
Product: gastrula zinc finger protein XlCGF9.1-like
Exons: 1
Coding region: 1-600 (199 amino acids)
Biological process (GO): regulation of transcription by RNA polymerase II
Cellular component (GO): nucleus
Molecular function (GO): DNA-binding transcription factor activity, RNA polymerase II-specific; RNA polymerase II transcription regulatory region sequence-specific DNA binding
Source: RefSeq, a predicted model, not a curated record
AUGGUAGAAGUUCAUGAAAUAAAUAAUCAAGACCCAAUUUUGACGAAACAAAAACCAUGGUAUGAAUGUGGAGAAUGUCAUGAAAAAUUUAAGCAUCAAAUGUCAUUAAAAGCACACAAAGAAAGAGUACACGAAGGGAGAGUAGAUCCGAUUUAUCAGUGUGACAUAUGUAAUGCUACAUAUAGAGUAAAACAACUUUUAGUAAAUCACAUUAAAAGUAAACAUAAUGGUGAAAGACGUUAUAAAUGUGCACAAUGUGAAAAGGGAUUUAAUGAUACUAAGUCUUUAUAUAAUCAUGUAUUAUUACAUACUGGUAAAAAACCGUUUGUCUGUGAAUAUUGUAAUAUGAGUUUUAGAAGAAAAGAUUCUAGAGAUCAUCAUCGUAGGAAACAUACUGGUGAACAACCUUAUCAAUGUCCAGAUUGUGGUGAAUCAUUUUCUACUUAUAAUAAUCGAUCUAAACAUCGAAAACGAGAACAUGGCGAAGGUGAUCCUGAAUGUCCUGAAUGUGGGGAAAAAUGUAAUAAUCAACAAGAAAUUAGAAUACAUUUAAAUAAACAUCUAGGAGAAAAAUUAAAAAAAUUACAAAACAAAAUCUGA